AUAAGCCAGCGCUGCGCAGUUUUUAACCCAUGUGUCCUAAUUUGCAUGAGAUGGAGAGUCUCAAACAUUCCAAACGGGUAAAUUAAAAAAUAUCACGAACUAAACUGAAGAAAUGCUGGCCGGGUCAAUCGAAUAGCUCGAUUACUCAACUACUCGAAACAUAAACUUCAAAUCGCAGCCACCAUAACUGACAACGCGUUUUUUGCGCUUCGCAUCUUCGGUUUGUAACGGAAAAACAAGCGCUAGAGGAAAAGAAAGUUCUUCCCGUUGUAAAGAAAUUAAACGCACAGCAAAUCAACUCCAACCAUGGUGCGAACGAAGGUAUCGCGCAUCGGGGCCAAGCGCGGGCAAAACAGUUCCGAUUCGAAGAUGUUCAUCGAGAUGAAACUGCGGGACUUUGAUGUCAUCACCGAAUGCCACAUGACAAACAUCGAGCUCAAGUAUCAGAACGAAAUGGACAAGCUAAAUCGUGCGUUCGAAGUGUUGCGAUCGCGCAUUCCAAAGAACCUACUUUCCAUGACGAUGAGUGAGCUGCGCCUGUUGCAAACCGCUACUGAUGACCUGAACACCUCGGCCCCUGCCAACCAGACGAUCAGCGCAAACAUGAGCGCGCUACUGGAGAAGUCCUGCCGGAAGAAGUCCAAAGAUGACGGUUACCUUACAGAGGAAAGCGAACAAGGCGAUACGUACCGUGUCGGCAGUACACUGAAGACAGCCGCGAAACCACGCCUAAUGGGACCCCUUAUGUCGGCCAAGAUACGACGUCGGAGCCAAUCGGCCGGCGCCAUCACGACGCCACACGCCAACCGAUCCCUAUUUCCGGCCCCUCAGAGUGCCAUGGUGGGUAAAACGCAGAUUCCGGGUCCCGGAUCGACGCUCAAGCCGAUUCCGUCCGCAUCGGAACGUACUUCGCGUGCGAAGCACAAGACACCCAUGAUCGGACGUCCGAAGGCGAUCAGUGCUGAUCGAGGGUAUGGAGUGAUCACCCCCAAAGUACAACCCUAUACACCGCUCGCUCUAAUCCGGCAUGCUAAGCUGGGCGAAUCAGUCUUCUCCCUCACCGGUAGUCCCGUCGUUACGUCCAACAUGCUUGAAGCAACGGCCAACGUUAACAUACCCGUAGCGAAUGGAAUGCUAUCGAUUAGACCAACCGAGAUGGAUGUUGUGGAUGAAACACUCGUGCGCAAGAUUGACGCUAAUGUACUGAUGGAGAUCAAACAAUUGCAAUCGAACUUGGAAAAGAUCUUGAAUACCUUCGACCUGGGCGACUGAUUGGCCAAUCCGGCUCGUUACUCUUUUUCUCAUUAGUUCUUUUUAGUACUCGCUUUCGAAUCACCGCAAUCGUGGUGAUGUUAGUUUUAAUUUUGAUAGCCAUAUGUAUUUGAA
Molecule: messenger RNA, 1386 nt
Organism: Anopheles darlingi
Lineage: Eukaryota; Metazoa; Arthropoda; Insecta; Diptera; Culicidae
Product: borealin-like
Exons: 5
Coding region: 307-1272 (321 amino acids)
Biological process (GO): mitotic sister chromatid segregation
Cellular component (GO): chromosome, centromeric region; chromosome passenger complex; spindle midzone
Source: RefSeq, a predicted model, not a curated record